This is a messenger RNA of Rhipicephalus microplus (southern cattle tick), 2806 nucleotides long. It is a transcript of the gene Srp54k, whose product is annotated as signal recognition particle 54k. Gene Ontology annotation, cellular component: signal recognition particle, endoplasmic reticulum targeting; cytosol. Gene Ontology annotation, biological process: SRP-dependent cotranslational protein targeting to membrane, translocation; SRP-dependent cotranslational protein targeting to membrane. The record is from RefSeq and is a predicted model, not a curated record. NCBI's taxonomy places the organism in Eukaryota, Metazoa, Arthropoda, Arachnida, Ixodida, Ixodidae. Gene Ontology annotation, molecular function: 7S RNA binding; GTPase activity; endoplasmic reticulum signal sequence receptor activity.
GCUUAGGCCAGCAGCUCCACGCAGCAUUUCGGUGGAUGCCGUGUCCAGCUGUUUACAGGGAGCGUGAGGAGCAGUUAAUUUCGGAAGCCGGGCUCAGGGCCUCAACACCGGCACCAUGGUUUUAGCCGACUUGGGCCGCAAGAUCACCAACGCGUUGCGGUCGCUCAGCAAUGCGACCAUCAUCAACAAAGAGGUUCUAGAUUCCAUGCUAAAGGAGAUAUGCACGGCACUUCUAGAAGCUGACAUCAACAUCAAGCUUGUGAAGCAGCUCAGAGAAAAUGUCAGAUCGGUCAUCGACAUCGACGAGAUGGCAGCCGGGCUGAACAAGCGGCGGAUGAUCCAGUCCGCCGUGUUCAAGGAGUUGAUCAGGUUGGUGGACCCCGGUGUCAAGGCAUGGCAGCCAACGAAAGGCAAGAACAACGUCAUCAUGUUCGUCGGCCUUCAAGGCAGCGGCAAGACCACAACAUGCACAAAGCUGGCAUACCACUACCUCAAGAAAGGCUGGAAGACGUGCCUAGUGUGUGCCGACACAUUCCGAGCCGGUGCCUUCGACCAGUUGAAGCAGAACGCGACCAAGGCGAGGAUACCCUUCUACGGAAGUUACACAGAGGUCGAUCCGGUGGUGAUAGCACAGGAGGGCGUCGAGAAGUUCAAGAACGAGGGCUUUGAGAUCAUCGUCGUCGACACCAGCGGCAGGCACAAGCAGGAGGACUCGCUGUUUGAGGAGAUGUUGCAAGUGUCCAAUGUCACCAAACCAGACAACAUAAUCUUUGUGAUGGAUGCAUCGAUUGGUCAAGCCUGUGAAGCUCAGGCCCGUGCCUUCAAAGAGAAAGUGGACGUCGGUGCUGUCAUCGUCACGAAGCUCGACGGCCAUGCGAAAGGAGGUGGAGCCCUCAGCGCGGUGGCAGCCACACAUAGUCCAAUCAUCUUCAUAGGUACCGGGGAACACAUAGACGACUUCGAACCCUUCAAGGUCAAGCCAUUCAUCAGCAAACUUUUAGGUAUGGGCGACAUCGAGGGCCUCAUCGACAAGGUCAACGAGUUGAAGCUUGACGACAACGAGGAGCUCAUCGAGAAGCUCAAGCACGGCGAGUUCACGUUGCGCGACAUGUACGAGCAGUUCCAGAACAUCAUGAAGAUGGGACCCUUCAGCCAGAUCAUGGGUAUGAUUCCAGGCUUCAGCAGUGACUUCAUGACGAAAGGCAACGAGCAGGAGUCUAUGGGAAGGCUAAAAAAGCUCAUGACUAUCAUGGACAGCAUGAACGACCAAGAGCUGGACCACAGAGAAGGGGCCAAGCUGUUCUCGCGGCAGACGGGACGGGUCACAAGGGUCGCCCGUGGCGCAGGGGUCACCUCUCGUGAGGUGCAGGAGCUCCUGGCGCAGUACACCAAGUUUGCCGCCAUGGUCAAGAAGAUGGGCGGCAUCAAGGGCCUCUUCAAGGGUGGCGACAUGGCGAAGAACGUGAAUCAGGCACAAAUGAACAAGCUCAACCAGCAGAUGGCCAAGAUGAUGGAUCCUCGUGUCUUGCACCAAAUGGGUGGUUUCUCGGGCCUGCAGAACAUGAUGCGGCAACUACAGGGUGCCGCCAGCGGAAACGUCAACAACCUCAUGAACAUGGGAAAGUGAACUGCCUUGCCUCGUACUGGUGUACGACAGCGACCCUUUUAUAUAAAGCGACGUAGCGUGUGCGCCAGAUCAACAUCGCGAAGGAACAGAGGACAGCGCAGCCGUGCCCGCGUCAUUCAUUGGUCGCUUGCAAAGAAUUUCUGCCGUCGCCCACUCACCCCUCUGCUUCCCUCUGCUUUCUUCUCUCUCUCUCCAAAUCGUGUCACCUCGCAAAAAAAGUGUAUUGCUACAGGUGCAUAUAUCUGAACUCUGCAAAAAAAACUUUACACGCAUAGUCAAGCCUGUUCACAGUUCUUCAUGAACAUUAUUUCUGCAGUGUCACACUGUUUCGGCACGUUUCGGCACCUCUUAGUUGGCUGCCGCGACUGUGAAAUGCGUUUGCACUCCCGUGCUUUCCUUUCGGCCACAUGGUGUCAGGGUCGCCGGGGCAGACGUUUCAAUCAGUGCACAGGUGCACACAUUUACUUUCUCUUUCUCGUCUGGUGUCGGUGCUCUUUGCAACUCACAAGGGACGCACGAACAGGUCUUUCAGUUUCGCUGAAUGCAUGUGCAAUUAAGCCUUAUGACGCUGUACAACAAAGUGGCGGUUGCGUCCGCAACCGUUGCAGUGACAGCGACACUGCAGACUCGGUCUCACUACUAGCACACUGUGAAGCUGAUGUGUUGGUUCUCAUAUGGGCCGGCCACGUUGUACGUCGCAAGCUUAGGGUACCUCUUUCCUAAGCGUGGACGACUGAGUGAUCUUGUGAAGAGAUGUUGAUGACAUCAUUGUUAUGUUUUUUCGUACAGUUUUUUUUUCAGAAGUAGUUAGUGUCAUCAUUUUGCUCAUUGCAAGCUGUUUUUGUUGCCCAAUUUACGUUAAGUGCUCACAACACCCGUCCUGAAACACAAUACUGUUAUGCAUUAUGUUUGUGGGCUAGUGUGACAUUUUUUUUUUGUCCACAUAAAUGAUUUGAUUUUCAAUAAUCUUUUACCUCGUGUAGUUGUCACUGUAUGGCUGGGGAAUCGGGAAAGAUUUUUUGUACAGGAAUCGUGUUUGUGGACACGUGCUUGUAGAAUGUACGGCAAAUAGCAAUCUUUUUCUUGCUUUUUUCUUUUUUCCCUAAAUGUACAGAAUACAUUUCGACGUGACGACAAUGCAUUUCUUGAUUAAAAAAACAUAAAGGCCUCUGACUGAAG